GAUAUUAAUGAAUGUGUGACUAACGUCCAUAACUGUGAUGUCAAUGCUUUCUGUAAUAACACUGAGGGAUCUUAUAACUGCACAUGCAGCCCUGGAUACACUGGCAAUGGAACAUCAUGCAACGGUUAUUUUCAAAAUUUUGUUUGUUUGUUUGUUUGUUUUUUAUUUACUUUCGUUUUAAACUUACCGUAGGUUAAAAUCACCAACUUGUAUGAUUUGUGUUUUGUGGGGGAAAGGUUGUUUAUUGCCUUGGUAUUGCCUUCUUUCAACUAAAAAUGAAGAGGGAAAUUAGAAGAAAUUAAUGCCAAAACCCAAGAAACAGUUAUCCACAAACGUCAUUUAAACUGAAUACGUCGAAAAUCAGGCCUUUUUUUAGCGCAGAAUAAGCUUGCCUAUCUGUUUUUCUAACCCUCCUUUAUGUAUUUGUUUUCAGCUUUUUUCUCUUUCACAACCAACGGACGCAUCGGAAAUCAUGGCAUUAUUCAAAAUUUUACAGUUCCGAAGACCGGUGUGUAUCUGGUAAAAGCCUGGGGUGCUCGAGGAUGA
Messenger RNA from Porites evermanni, 546 nucleotides. The record is from the annotation of a GenBank genome assembly. Lineage: Eukaryota; Metazoa; Cnidaria; Anthozoa; Scleractinia; Poritidae.